UUUGAUGCAAAUAAUAAGACUAUUUCAAAAUAUUGUAUUUUAUCUGAUCAUAGCUGGUAAGCUAAAGGGGCGUAGGAGGAGAGAGAGUUAUAGAGGAGGAAAGAAAAUAAAAGUAGUUCUUUAACACGUUCGCUACUAAUAUAUUUGUUCAUUCAUCCGCUAUUAUAAUCAAUAAUUUGUGGAUGUUCUUCCAUGUGAUUUAUCAUCAACAAUUAUACUAAUAACUAUGUUCAAUAAAAUAAUAUUUCGAUGUUUCAUUUGUUUUUUGUUGAUAUCUGAUUGCACAUGGUUCAUUCAAUGUACCGAACGUUUGAAAAAGCCGACAGUACUGAUAGCAAUUUUAAUUAGAAAUAAAGCCCAUACAUUACCAUACUUUCUAAGUUUGUUAGAACAACAAAACUAUCCUAAAAAUCGGAUAACGUUAUGGAUUCGUAGCGAUAAUAAUAUUGAUAAUACGAGUGAGAUAUUGAGAGCAUGGUUAACAGAAGAAUCAGAAAAAUAUCAUACUAUCAAUACGAUUAUAGAUGACAAUUCAAAUGGAUUUGAAGAUGAAAAAAGUAGUACAGAUUGGUCGCCUCUUCGAUUCACACAUGUCAUUAAUUUACGUCAAGAAGCAUUGGAGUAUGCCAGAAAAAUAUGGGCUGACUUUAUUUGGAUGAUCGAUGCUGAUACUUUUUUGAUGGAUCCAAAUACUCUGACAAAUUUAAUAUCAAAAGAGCAAGUUGUGGUUGCUCCUUUGUUAAAAUCAGAUGGAUUAUACAGUAAUUUUUGGGCUGGGAUGACCGAUAAUUAUUACUAUCUUCGAACAGAAAAGUACCAGCUUAUUUUAUAUCGCGAAGAUGUAGGAUGUUUUAAUGUUCCCAUGGUUCAUAGUGCUGUUCUUAUUAAUUUAAAUAUGGUACAAUCAGAUUUGUUGUCUUAUAAUUUUACAAAUUUACCAAAGUAUGAUGGUCCUUUAGACGAUGUUAUAACUUUUGCUGUUGGUGCUAAUGAAUCAGGUGUCCCAUUGUAUAUCUGUAACGAUCAAUUAUAUGGAUACAUCAUGGUACCAUUGGGAGUAGAUGAAACAAUUAAAGAAGAUCUUCAGAGGCUAACAAAUAUUAAAUUACAAAUGUUGUCAGAAGAUCAUUUAUCAAUAUCGAAUAGUAUGAAAAAAUUCAUAUCUUUUCCAAAAAAAGACACUCUUGGGUUGGACAAUAUUUAUAUGAUUAAUCUUUUAAGAAGAUCAGAGAGACGUACUAGAAUGUAUCGUCUUUUUGAAGAACUCGGCGCCCAAGUAGAAACUUUUAAUGCAGUGGAUGGCAGCCAGUUAAGCGAAGAAGAUCUAGAUAAUUUGGGUAUAAAAUUAAUGGCAGAAUAUGAAGAUCCUUACCAUAAAAGACCUAUGACAACUGGAGAAAUUGGUUGCUUUUUAAGCCAUUAUUAUAUCUGGAAUCAGGUAUUAAAAAAUAAAUACGAACGAGUUAUGAUUCUGGAAGAUGACAUUAGUUUUGAGCCAUUCUUUCGACAGAAAUUGUAUUUUCUUCUAUCCGAAUUGAGUACAUUACAGAUUCCAUGGGAUUUAAUAUACAUAGGAAGAAAAAGAUUAAUAGAAGAAGAUGAAUCGUGGGUAGAAGGUUCUAAGUAUUUGGUUAAUGCAGCAUAUAGUUACUGGACUCUCGGUUAUAUUUUAUCAGCUACUGGUGCCAGAAAACUUGUUGCAGCUGAACCACUUCAAAAUAUGAUACCUGUUGAUGAAUAUAUUCCUAUUCUAUCAAAUGCUCAUCCAAGAGAGGAUUGGAAAAAGCAUUAUCCAGUACGUAAUUUGAGAGUGCUAUCUACAAAUCCUCUUUUGAUACAUCCUACUCAUUAUACGGGUGAUCUGGGAUAUAUAAGUGACACAGAAAAUUCAAAGAUCGUUUUUGACAAUCAAGGAAGCAAUAUUUUGAAAAAUCGAGACGAAUUAUGAAUAAUUAAAAAUGUUCUAUAUUUUUUUAACAUAACACUAUACAAUUAGAUGAUAUUUUACAAUAAUGCAAUUAUCUCAAUUUGCUAUAUAUUAUUAUUGGUAAGUAUUUCAUGAUUUAUGCUUCUACCUAUAUUUCUUUUGUAUUUUUCUUACAAGUACAUAAUCGCGUGCCAUAAUAUUUAUU
Polistes dominula (European paper wasp) is the source of this 2132-nucleotide messenger RNA. RefSeq names its product glycosyltransferase 25 family member. The record is from RefSeq and is a predicted model, not a curated record. Gene Ontology annotation, molecular function: procollagen galactosyltransferase activity. NCBI's taxonomy places the organism in Eukaryota, Metazoa, Arthropoda, Insecta, Hymenoptera, Vespidae.